UCCGCCCCCUGGCUUCCAUUUCUGAACUGAAGCAACGCCGMGGAUCUCGCGUACAUUCAUCGUCUUUUUUUUUAUAAUAUACACGUUUAAGUAAAUAAACUCGGUUUGUGAAUCGUUUACUAGGGUAUUUUUUUAAAAGUUGUGAGUGAAACAACACGUAUCCAUCGUUUUGUUCUGUUUGAGUUGAGGCUAAAUCUGAAGCUAGCAUUUUAUACUCCAUUUUAACUUUACAGAGUGAGCGGCGUUUUCCGCCGUUUUUUUUUCGCCGCCCCCCUUGUGUGUGAGUGAGUAGGGGCCUGCGACGUCGGUUUAGCCACGAGGUUCGUCGGUACUAUUGGAUCAGAGCGAUGGCGGAGUUCGGUAACGGACUGGCGGAUGAAUCYCUACUAGAUUCGGACCACGGACAUCCCGAUUUAGAAGACCCGGGUGUUGGAGACGAAGARCCGGGGUUAGAAGAGGGAGAGGCCGCAAUUGAAGACCCGGAGCUGGAGGCAAUUAAAGCCCGGGUCCGAGAAAUGGAGGAAGAGGCAGAAAAGUUAAAGGAGCUACAGAACGAGGUGGAGAAACAGAUGAAUCUCAGCCCCCCACCAGUCGGUCCGGUCAUCAUGUCCAUCGAGGAGAAGAUGGAGGCAGAUGGCAGAUCUAUUUAUGUCGGCAAUGUGGACUACGGCGCCACGGCCGAGGAGCUGGAGGCUCACUUUCACGGCUGCGGUUCAGUAAACAGAGUCACCAUCUUGUGCGACAAAUACACGGGGCAUCCCAAAGGGUUUGCUUAUAUUGAGUUUGCAGACAAAGAGUCGGUUCGAACGGCCAUGGCUUUGGAUGAGUCUCUGUUCAGGGGAAGACAGAUUAAGGUGGGAGCUAAGAGAACAAACAGACCUGGCAUCAGCACCACAGACCGCGGKUUUCCACGGGGUCGGUUCCGAUCACGGGGAGGAAGCUUCUCCUCRCGAGCGCGCUACUACAGCGGCUACACGCCACCCAGAGGCAGAGGGCGGGCCUUCAGGUUUCAGGACCAGUGGAGGCUGACGACUCCUCCCCAGGUGGCGCCGGCCCCGCCCACUGUCUCCGCAGCGUCUCUGUCUCUCUCCGCUCCCGCUAUGCACACUCACCCCAUUUUGUCGGUGUGGGGGGGCGGGGGCGGGGGGCAGGGCGACCACAGGCCCGCCGCCGGGGGCAUUUACUACAACAGCAAACGCUGAUGACGCUUUAGUUUCUUUUUUUCUUUGUUUGUUUCGUUUUAUCCUUUUUAAAUUUCUCGUCGCACUUCAGAAACACAUUAACUCACACACAGCCGAUAUUUCUACUCACAGCUGAAGCCAGAUUAGCCGAAGGGGCAGACAGGCGAAGGCAGGAGCA
Molecule: messenger RNA, 1359 nt
Organism: Austrofundulus limnaeus
Lineage: Eukaryota; Metazoa; Chordata; Actinopteri; Cyprinodontiformes; Rivulidae
Gene: pabpn1
Product: poly(A) binding protein, nuclear 1
Exons: 7
Coding region: 348-1202 (284 amino acids)
Cellular component (GO): nucleus
Molecular function (GO): poly(A) binding
Source: RefSeq, a predicted model, not a curated record